This is a messenger RNA of Batrachochytrium dendrobatidis JAM81, 4838 nucleotides long. RefSeq lists its product as uncharacterized. The transcript has 8 exons. The coding region runs from base 99 to 4829 and encodes 1576 amino acids. Gene Ontology annotation, cellular component: cytoplasm. The record is from RefSeq and is a predicted model, not a curated record. NCBI's taxonomy places the organism in Eukaryota, Fungi, Chytridiomycota, Chytridiomycetes, Rhizophydiales. Gene Ontology annotation, molecular function: protein tyrosine phosphatase activity.
GUAUAAACUACAGAUAAACUGGACUGAAUUCGAUUGACACUUUGGAUCUUUGAAUUUGUAACCAUUCGAUAUUCAAGGCAUUCUUAUAACAGCUUAGCAUGUCAGAGGAAAAGAAACGAUUUAACCUACUGGAUAGGGGUUCAGGACAUGGAUUGAAACCCAAGACAUCAGCUCAAUCAUCUCAUGAUAGUUUAAUGCAAGCUGCUUUAUUUAGAAGAUCCCAGAAACAUUCUACAUCUAAAAGUACGUCAAUAGACUCUGGUUCAGCUGAAUCUUCAAUUGACGCUGGUUCCAUCAACCUGUGUUCAUCUACAGUCAAGCCAUUGACUGGUAUGAUGGAAGAGCGUUUCUCGUCUACGUCUGCUGGGUUCUCUCCGCAAGCAUCUUCUUCGGCGUCUUUGGACGUUCCUUUUUCAUCCAAAACAAACAAUGAUUGUGAUUCAAGUCUUGCUUCUAGUUGUGAGCAAGGGUGCGAUACAUUCGACAAGAGAGCCUCAACUUCCUCAGGUUUGGUAUAUGAGCAUGGCUUGGAUACUGCCACUGGCUUAUUCUCUAAUCACGGGUCAAUUUCAGGAACUCCGGAUCUUGGAAUUCAUGGAUCGCUUUUGUCUGCACACGGAUCUGCGUAUAUCUGCAAUCCUAGUCUUCAUAGCGGUCGUCGCAGAAUCAUGGGCGGAAAACCCUCUCAAUUUAAAUCUCCCAAAGAGCUACUCAUGUCUGUACAGAAUGUUGUCAAGACUAGAUCCGGAUCGGUUCUUGGACGGCAAAUCAUUUUAAAGUCGGAUCAUUUCGAAACUGGCCUCCACUCGCAUCUCGACUUUCAUUUACAAGGUGCGCCUAAUUUCCGAAUGGCAGACAUGAAUGUUUUUGGAGUUGCUCAACCAACAGUUCCUGGAAUUACCACUGUACUAACACUACUUGGAUGUCAUCCUGUUGGAUCUACCUCUCAGUUUACAACUUGGAUCUCUACUCGUGAAGAACCUUUAAUCUACCUCAACAGAAAACCUUUUGUGAUUAGGGAUGCUGGAAAGCCAACACAAAACAUCAAGACGUAUCAUGGAAUCAAUUCAUCCCGUCUGGAACAAGUCGAAGCCCGUCUCAAGGAAGACAUUCUACGAGAAGAAUUGCGCUGGCAUGGGCUUGUUUUGGUACACGAAGAGUCGUCUGGCGGUCAAGUGUUUCCUUCAUGGAUGGCGGUAGAAUCUCUUCAAACCCCACGUGAAGUGUUUGAAGACCUUGUUAAAGACGACUACAGAGUGAGUUAUAUUCGGAUUCCUGUCAGUCCUGAACAAGCUCCAGACGAUCGAUACAUUGACGAAUAUGUACGCGUGAUCCGUAAUACACAUAUCAAUGAAAACCUUGUUUUUAAUUGCGGCAUGGGUGUUGGACGAACAACGUUUGCCAUGGUGCUAGCAAUGCUUCUUCGAAGAGGUCAAGCCAUUACGGAAACAUCUGUGGAUCCAUUUGUGGAAAAUACAGAUAUAGAAAUUGAAACAUCGCGCUCUUAUUCGGAAAUUCAACUGGCUAGAAAGAUGGAAAUUCACAAUCGGGCUAUUCUUCGGCUUGUAUAUAUUGUUGACCAAACUCUUGCUUUCCAAAAGAUAUCAAACAAGUCAACCAUUGAAUGGGCUGUAUCAAAGGGAGCCCUGAUUGAUGAUUUAAAAGAAGCCAUUCUUGGAAACUUUCACUGUAUUCAACAGUUGAUUGCUGUUUUAGCUGAUGGAAACAGUGCAAAAAAGGCACUAGACCAAGCCAUCAAUAGAUGUGACGUACUCACAAAUCUUCGUGAAGAUAUUCUAACUAACCGUCUGCUAUACUCGACAACCAUGGAUACAAACUACCUUCAAAAGGCAUUCAGGUGUCUGGAACAAUACUUUUUGUUGCUUGCGUUUUGUUCAUAUGUGAAUAAACUGUAUGCAAAAGGGUUCAAAAGAUCAUUCAAUGAAUGGCUCAAGUCGCGUCCAGAGAUUUGGAAUAUAAUUGAAAAUUUACGUCGUGAUUCGACAUCGCUGUCGCUUUUUCGUCCGAUUGAAGAUCUAAGUGUUUUUUCCGAAGAUAUGUCCAACACAUCCUCUUUAGUUGGAUGGGGUCCGAAUCAAAAGCCUGCUACACGAGAGCUUGACAAACAUGUGAUCAAGUCUCGUAAGGGGAUUGUUUUGGGUCCACAAACAAUCUUGAAGGAAGAUUUUUGGAGCAAAGAAAAAGAAGGUUUAUCGACCAUUGAAGGCGCAGCAAACUUUAGAAAAAUAUCUGGGUUUCGCAUCUAUGCUGUUGCUCAGCCUACAAUUCAAGGGAUGCGUAAUGUCAUUUUGUCGCUUGGUCAGUCCUGUAACAGAAUUGUAUGGAUUAACCUACGUGAAGAGCCAUUGGUUUAUAUUAAUGGAAACCCUUAUGUACUGCGCGAUCAAUACCUUACAUUGCGUAACAUCAAAUCAUACUCUGGUAUUACUGGGUCGCGAUUAGAGAUCAUUGAAGAGAAGCUGUCUGAAGAUGUGCGGGAGGAAAUUAUUCGAUAUAAUGGCAGAGUCCUUUUGCACACAGAGACUCACGGAACCAUCAAUCCCAUUUGGCAGGACUGUAAACAUGCCAGCGUCAUGACUCCUCAUGAAUUGGUGAAAACACUACGAGAGAAAGAAUUGAAUGAGCCAUUCUGUACAUCCAACCUACAGAGCCAGUCGUUUGGUCAUAGCUCAGACUCGAUGGAAGCAAACACCUCUUCAUUUCAGCUGUUUUCUGUAAGCUCGAUAGACACUGCAGUCAGUCCUGAAAUACUGUACUUUAGAGUGCCAGUUACUUCUGAAUCACCUCCAGAUCCUUCUGAUUUUGAUCAUAUUGUGCAUCUGCUCUGUCGAUACAGCGGUUCAUCAUCUUGCAUUAUUGUAAACUGUCAAGUUGGAUUAGGUCGAUCUACUACAGGCACUGUCAUUGCCUCGCUUGUAUUCCAUUGGCUCAAACAUUCGAUUGAUACAAGUCAGGAUGUCUCCCAAGCCUGGAUGCCCACUUCCAAGCCUCUACUCAAUUAUAGGCCCAUUCAUUCGUUACUUCGUGUGAUUCGUAAUGGAGUUGAAUGCAAACGUAUAGUUGAUGAUACUAUUGAUAACUGUGCUCAGUAUGUCAAUCUUCGAGAGAUAAUUGAGAUAUCUCGUCAAGCGGUCGAAUCAGAAACGGAUCAAGUCGAAAAGGCUGUUGUUCUAACGAGAGCGAUUCUGCAUCUUAAACGAUACUUUAUGUUGAUUUUAUUUCAAAGUUAUUUGCAAAACAACGAGCCAGGCGUUGAGUCCAUGCUGGUGACAUUUCAGGAAUGGCUUCAAAAGCAUCCCGAAUUUGCAACUAUUUGUGAAGAAUUAGAAUCUGGUGGUCUUGAUGCUCUCACUCCGGUUGAAGAACUUGCACCAGGAGAUGGUAUUGCACUUACUAGUGAAGUGGUUGAUGUAGUAAACCGUCGUGAUGGUGGAGUGCUUGCUCAAGGCACCAUCAUCAAGUACGACAUGUUUCCAGGAGCACAAAAAUUAUCCCUCAACGAUCGUAUUGAAGGUGCUCACAAUUUUCGUGGUAUUUCAUUUUCAUCUGUUCGUGCUGCUGUGGAAUCUGAACCUUUUGAACAAACCAUGUCAGCACUAUCCUUGUGCUCUGAUGUUAAUCUUCCUUCCGUAUCCGCUUCAGUCUACGGCGUUGGCAUGCCAACAAAGGAAGGUAUUCGUCGUACACUAAGAUUUACACAUGCUGACUCUACUGGAGAUCGUACACUUUACUGGACAAGCUUGAGAGAAGAGCCAGUCAUAUAUAUCAAUGGAAAACCAUAUGUUUUGCGACUUUUUCAAAACCCACUCAAGAACCUCGAGGCAACUGGCAUUUCACGUGAGCGUGUGGAACUGAUGGAAGCUCAGAUGAAAGAGGAGAUCCUUCGUGACAUGCACCGAUACAAUGGGAGGUUGUUGCUCCAUGAAGAGCGGGUUGAACCAAAUGCUCAGUUUUCGAUUGUUCCAGUCUGGGAAAGUGUUACAAAGGAAGACAUUGAAACGCCAUUGGAUGUUUAUGCUCGUAUCAAGGCAGAGGGGUAUCGUAUUGACUAUAUGAGAAUUCCUAUUACCGAUGAACAAGCACCUAUUCCAGAUGUAUUUGAUCAACUUAUGGAGCGACUUUUGACCAUUGGAGUCAAUGGCGAUGCCAUUUUUAAUUGUCAAAUGGGGCGUGGACGAACUACAACAGGGAUUGUCACUGCGUGUCUUAUGCAGAUGACUGUUGGAAAUGCUUGUCUGAUUGAAAACUCUGGACGUCUUCUUCAUAAAGUGGAUACCGAGGAUGAAGUGAUGGAUGGUGAUCGUCGCAUUUUGACUCGCAUGCAUGACUCUGAAAUUGAUCUGCAUGAACGGUUCAAGUCUGGCGAGUACCAAAUAGUCAUGCAGCUCAUUGCAGUACUUCAAUAUGGAAAGCUAGCCAAAUUUCUUACAGACAAAGCCAUUGACAUGUCAGAACACAUGCAGAAUUUACGACUUGCCAUUUUUGACUAUCGUCUACGACUACUGGCUGCAGAACCAGACAGUCGAAAAUUCCAUACAUUGUUAGAAGUUGGAUGGAAUUAUUUGAUUCGAUACUUUUACCUGAUUGUAUUUGCGGAUUACCUGAUUGAGAUUUGGAGUCUGUGGGUUCCAGAUACACUUUUGAGUGAAUCUGAAAUGCAGUCAUUGUCUGAUAUGCAGAAUACCAGCAUAACACAACACGAUGAGCCCAGUUUGCCUGCGUCUCGACCCAUCACAUUUAGUGCAUGGCUGUCUGAUAGGAAAGAGAUUUUGAAUAUUAUUCGCAAGAACAAUCAAAUGAUUGAAUAAAAUAUAUUU